Molecule: messenger RNA, 1113 nt
Organism: Rubroshorea leprosula
Lineage: Eukaryota; Viridiplantae; Streptophyta; Magnoliopsida; Malvales; Dipterocarpaceae
Source: the annotation of a GenBank genome assembly
CCAAAUGCACUAAAUUUUUGUAAAAUUUUUCUUUAUCUUACUUGGUUUUACAAACUUCAGUUUUGUACUCUUCCUUUCUGCUUCUCGGUGCUUGAGUUGAUAUCCAGUUAUGAUCUCUUUAAGAUUGCCUCAUUGCCCAUGGAUUGAAUGGUGUGAUAGAUUUUGCAUUCUCAAGGCCUCGAAGUCCAAUGGUCCCUUGCUUCCGCCUUCAAAUUUCUGGGGCACAGAGGUCAAGUCCACCUGUUUCAAAUGGAUUGUUGCCUCCACAAGUAAAAUCCGGUAGGGGUACAACUGCAGGAAUGGUUCUAAACAUGAUUAAGGAUGAUGAGAUAGCAAUAUCUUCUCCAAAGGGUCGACUGGGUACUGCUGCUGGUGAUGUAGCAUUUUCAAAAGGAAAAGAGAAUCUCACUGUAUCUUCUCUACUGGGGGACUCCUCGAACCAAGGUUUGGGGCAAGCAGCAAUGAAGAAAGUGUUGGAAAAGAAAGUGGAUGGGUUGGAAAAGAAGGGUGCAAUGUUGAAGGAGUUGGUGGUGAUACCAGUAUCAAUACUUGACCAGGCUUUUGCAUCAAUAGCAAAUGAUGCCACUACAAAGGCUUAUGUCUUGGUAUUGUGUGAUGAUAACAAGAUAAUUUCUAAGACAAUUACUCUAAUGGUGGAUGGGGAGUCUUUUCUGAUUAAGGUGUUGGAGGAGGAGUGGCCUAUGGAUCCAGACUGGUGGCUAGCUGGUGAAUGGAGGAGCUCUGAUACGAGUUUGGAAGUGUCAGAUACAGAUUUCAAUAAUUCUAAUGGCCGUUACAGUGUGGGUGAUGAUGCAGUAGUUAUGGCUGCGGAUUAUGCUGAAACGGAAGUAGAAUCAAAAUUGUGUUUAAAUAGGAUUUUGUUCCAAUUCUUGAAUUAAAUGGGUUAGAGAAUGAUGGGCUUUGUAAUGUGGGCUUGAUUGGGCCAAUGGAUUGUGAGGCUGAGGAGCUAAGUGUAGAAAAUGGAUCAUGUGAUGGGCUUCGGCUUGCUGAAACACAACAGGGGGGAUGUUCUGUGUUGGUUAAAAAAUGUAAAAAUUUGGGGGAUAUAUACAAGGGAUGAGGUAAUGGAGGAAAUGAAAGAGAUGAGGACGC